AUGUGUCGGAAGGAUGGCAUUGACUCUGAAGAAAUCAUGGAGUUUCGCUUGGCUGAGCGAUUCACUUUCCUUGAAUACGUCCCAGUCAAGGGGGUCCCGAAAAAUGCAAGUGCACCUGACCUACUUGCGAAAAUCGAAGUUGCUGGCUCCGGCCAGCAAACAUCUGGUGGAGAUGUCCCUAAAAGAGUCCCACCAGGUCUUGUGCAUGCAUCCUGUAUAGAUGGCACCCCAAACACGAGCAGCAGGUGCGCAGACCAGUUGAGCACUUGCAGCAGCACAGGCAUUUACCAGACUGAUGGUGGUUUGGAAGCAGUCCUGGGAACAGAGGGCAGGUCCAGUCGGCCCAAGAAGAUGAAAAGGGCUGAUACGCCGAGCUGGUCAAUUGGAUCGGCUCUGCAUGAGCAUGGCCUGUGCAAACCUUGCGCCUGGUUUUGGCGUCCCGGCAGCUGUACGAACGGAGCUGAGUGCCAGCAUUGCCAUCUUUGCCCCAAAGGUGCUUUGCAGAAGAGGAAGUUCGAGAAUCGGCAAUUGAGCACCACAAAAAAUGUGGCAGGAAGAUGCAGUAGAGCAUCUACCGCCAAAAACUUCCUUGCUUGGGAUGCGCUGCUUGUGCAUGUGUCUAGCGCGCUUGCUGCUCGGCUCCAAACUCACUAA
Durusdinium trenchii is the source of this 654-nucleotide messenger RNA. Lineage: Eukaryota; Dinophyceae; Suessiales; Symbiodiniaceae. The record is from the annotation of a GenBank genome assembly.